CCUUAUGACCCCUCAGCUUUUUAACUGCUGCUGCCAUUUUUCUCUGCUGCCUGUUUCCGUCACACAUCAGAAGCAAAAUGGCAUCUGGAGUUAAAGUCACUGACGCCGUUAAGGACCUCAUCAAUGAAAUGAAAGUAGUGAAAAAUGAUGCUGACCAGAAUGAACGCGUAAGAUUGGUGAUAUUCAAAAUCGAUGACAGCGAGGGCGCCAUCGUCGUCGAUAAAAUCUACCGUCAGAAAGACCUGGCAGACAAGGACGAUGUCUUCAAGUUCUUCAUCAGCCUCCUGGAUUCUAAAGUCUGUCGCUACUUGAUGUAUGACUGCCACUUUGAAACAAAGGAAUCAAGUAGAAAAGAAGAACUGGUCGCUGUGAUGUGGGCUCCUGAUACGGCACCAAUCAAAGAAAAGAUGAAAUACGCUAGCUCCAAAGAUUCCCUGAAGAAGAUCCAAACAGGAGUCAAACACAUGCUGGAGAUGAAUGACCUUUCAGAUUAUGGAACCAGGGAAAGUUUUGCAGAAAGAAUGGGAAAAGGUGUAGUCAAGCUUGAGGGCCACGCUGUGUGAGAUCACUGAAUUAAGCAAUAAGGAAUAAAUAAAUGAAUGAAAAAUAUA
Molecule: messenger RNA, 611 nt
Organism: Pundamilia nyererei
Lineage: Eukaryota; Metazoa; Chordata; Actinopteri; Cichliformes; Cichlidae
Gene: cfl1l
Product: cofilin 1 (non-muscle), like
Exons: 4
Coding region: 78-563 (161 amino acids)
Biological process (GO): actin filament depolymerization
Cellular component (GO): actin cytoskeleton
Molecular function (GO): actin binding
Source: RefSeq, a predicted model, not a curated record